Messenger RNA from Paecilomyces variotii, 1773 nucleotides. RefSeq lists its product as hypothetical. Gene Ontology annotation, molecular function: NADP binding; flavin adenine dinucleotide binding; N,N-dimethylaniline monooxygenase activity. The transcript has 2 exons. Bases 1 to 1773 code for a protein of 590 amino acids. The record is from RefSeq and is a predicted model, not a curated record. NCBI's taxonomy places the organism in Eukaryota, Fungi, Ascomycota, Eurotiomycetes, Eurotiales, Thermoascaceae.
AUGACGGACACCGUUGAUGUCGCGAUCAUAGGCGCAGGUUGGAGUGGUCUUGCUGCAGCGAAGACAUACAUCAAGGUCCACCCAGGGAGCAAUGUUAUCAUUCUGGAGUCUGCAUCGUCUGUGGGCGGUGUGUGGGCUAAGGAACGUCUAUACUACGGACUGAAGUCCAAUAAUAUGCUGGGAACGUACGAGUACAGCGACUUCCCAAUGGAUUCGGAUAUAUUCGGGGUCAAACCUGGCCAGCAUAUCCCAGGCGAUAUCCUCCAACACUACUUCGAAAAGUAUGCCGAGCAUUUUCAGAUUCUCGGUAGAAUCCGUUUAAAUUCAAAAGUCGAGACCGCAGAGCAGAAACUCGAUGGCGGAUGGCGGCUCAUUGUGACCGAGCGCAAUGGUAAUGAGCCAAGAACCAAGAUCAUUGAGCCUUCCAAACUGAUUAUGGCCACCGGGUUGACCUCUGAGCCAUUUCUACCGACCUUUAGCGGACAGGAUACCUUCGGUGCACCAUUAUUCCACUCCCGUCAUUUCUUGGAUUAUGAGCCGGACGUGCUACAAUCGGAAAAGCACGUAACCGUAUUUGGAGGUACGAAGUCCGCCUGGGAUGUUGCAUAUGCUUGCGCUAGUUCGGGCGUACAGGUUGACUGGGUCAUCAGAGAAUCCGGACAUGGGCCAACAUGGAUGGUUCCCCCUUACGUGACACCGUUGAAGAAGUGGCUGGAAAAGCUAGUUACCACGCGGUUCCUGACAUUCUUCAGUCCUUGCGUCUGGGGAGAGGCUGACGGAUUUCUCCGUACCCGUAAGUUGCUCCAUGGAACUUGGCUUGGUCGAAAGAUAGUAGACAUUUUCUGGUCUGUCCUUGGUAACGACGUGAUUACCAUGAACGGGUAUGAUAAUCAUCCCGAGACGAAGAAACUCAAGCCAUGGAUCAGCCCCUUUUGGAUUGCAAGUGGACUCAGUAUACUGAACUACCCAAAAGAUAUCUUCGAGUAUGUCAGGAAUGGCCAGAUCCGAGUUCAUAUUGCAGAUAUCACUCAUCUGGAACCUGGACAGGUGCAUCUGUCUACGGGUGAUGUGCUAUCAACAAAUGCUCUGGUCUGUGCUACCGGCUGGAGAGCCACGCCAAAUAUCAAAUUCCUACCCGAGGGCAUUGAGCGGGAGCUUGGAUUUCCAUGGAGCGACGACACAAUUGAUGACAAUAUCGUGAAGAAGGCUGACGCAGAGAUCCUUGAUCGUUUCCCGCGUCUCAGGGACCAGCCUGUCCCUAAUCCAAAUUACAAGCCGUUAGCAGAGGAUGCAGAAGCCUGUGUUCCGCAUCCCUACCGGCUAGCUCGUUUCAUGGUUCCUCCGUCGAUGUUCGAAAAGCGAUCAAUUGCGUUCCUGGGGAUUCCCAUGACGAUCAACACAGCUCUCGUCGCGCAGACACAAGCACUGUGGGCGGUUGCUUACUUGGGCGGUGAUCUGACCCUUUCUCCGUUGGAAAGCAACUCGUCGGGUCCGACCAAGUAUGAAAAGAUUGAUGACACCAAAGACUCCGCUGAAGCCAUAGACUGGGAAACAGCACUGCACACCGAAUUUGGAAAGUUCCGGUACCCUGGUGGCUUUGGAAAGCGUAACCCCGACUUUGUCUUCGACGCGCUUCCGUACAUUGACAUGCUCCUGGGUGACUUGGGUCUCCGCGUGCACAGGAAAUCAAAUCUCCUGAGCGAAUGUUUUGAGCCCUAUGGCCCCGCUGAUUAUCGUGGGCUCAUUGACGAAUGGAAAGCGAAACACGUGUAA